Molecule: messenger RNA, 1365 nt
Organism: Histoplasma capsulatum G186AR
Lineage: Eukaryota; Fungi; Ascomycota; Eurotiomycetes; Onygenales; Ajellomycetaceae
Product: asparagine-rich zinc-finger protein
Exons: 4
Coding region: 1-1365 (454 amino acids)
Biological process (GO): regulation of transcription by RNA polymerase II
Cellular component (GO): PcG protein complex; transcription regulator complex
Molecular function (GO): RNA polymerase II cis-regulatory region sequence-specific DNA binding; DNA-binding transcription factor activity, RNA polymerase II-specific
Source: RefSeq, a predicted model, not a curated record
AUGGAGACGGCGGUCCCAGUUACGUACAAUGUUACGAACCAUGACAUGAACGCUGUUGCUCACCGCCGCAUGAUGGCUCCCCAUCAACAUCACCACCACCAUGACCAGAAUAUCGCAUACUUCUCAAAUCCACCAAUUCCAUAUUCGACCCCUCUGCAACCCCCUUCUUUUAGUGGCUUCGGCCACAUUUUAAAUAACCAUCCCCAUCAUACCUCCUAUCAGGGUUACUUCAAUUCGAAUCCGAGUCACCAGGUUAAUUCCCAUCAUCCUCGACUGCCCGCAGAGACGAACCCAGUGCAACAACUUUCAGAUGUCCGCCAUGUCAAAAACGCCAACCCCCGUUUAAUCAGGCCUUCUCCUCCAAAGGAAGACACUCUCCCCCCUCCACCUCCACAACGCAUGUGCGUCCCACCAGCGCGAAAUACAACACAGCAUGAGGACUCGAAACCUAUGCACAAGCCCGAGGUGGUGUUUGGGACAGAAGUGGAUACUUUGAUGAAGGCCAUACAAGCUAAACCGCAACCACCGUCACCUCAGGCGGAACACCAACUCCCUCCCUUGCAACAAAAGUUCAAUAGCGGCGUCACCAAUUGGAUUCAUCCAGCCUACGCCAACCAAAUGGGUGGAAACCAGUCUAUUUUCCCUAACCCCCCUCAAGAUCGCAUUCCGCCCGCGAACCAAAAACCUAAAAGGAAAUACGAGUGCACUCUCCCUCAUUGCAAGAAGAGCUUUUUCCAGAAGACACAUCUUGAUAUCCAUAUGCGGGCACAUACCGGUGACAAGCCUUUUACAUGCAAGGAGCCCUCGUGUGGCCAGCGGUUUUCUCAACUGGGGAAUCUUAAGACUCAUGAACGAAGACACACUGGCGAGAAGCCUUACUCGUGCGAGAUAUGCCACAAGAAAUUUGCCCAGCGAGGCAAUGUCCGCGCCCACAAAAUCACGCAUGAGCAGGCAAAGCCCUUUACAUGUCGGCUAGACGACUGUGGGAAACAAUUUACACAAUUAGGAAAUCUUAAAUCCCACCAAAACAAAUUUCACGCCCAAACUCUCCGAAACUUAACCCUUCGAUUUGCAUCCAUUGCCGACAUCGAGCGUAUGUCUCCACAGGACAAGGAGUUGUGGAGCUACUUCUCCAACCUAUACCGGAAUAGCAAUAAGGGCAUCAAAGGCCGUGGCAAGGACCGCCGCGUAUCAACUGCCAAGCGCUCAAUGAGUGCCUAUGAUGGGAGCCCCUCGGAAAGCGAGGAUGAUGGCAAGGAUCGCAAUCGAACUUAUGACCGCGCAUCAGCAGUGAUGACCUCCAACAACGACGAACCGGAUUAUCGUGAGCAGCUUUACCACAAUAGGAACGGUGGUCAUCAUUGA